Molecule: messenger RNA, 576 nt
Organism: Hypanus sabinus (Atlantic stingray)
Lineage: Eukaryota; Metazoa; Chordata; Chondrichthyes; Myliobatiformes; Dasyatidae
Product: placenta-specific protein 9-like
Exons: 4
Coding region: 160-423 (87 amino acids)
Source: RefSeq, a predicted model, not a curated record
CAGAGCUCGCAAUUUGAAAGGAAGGGCGCAGUUUGGAGCAGGAAUCUAGAAAAUAUUCAGUAUAAAUCUCUCUCUCUCUUUUCCUGCCAGCUCUGUUCUCCGGGAUUCUGGAGCAAGUGACAGGUCUUCGGAACCCUAAAUCGCCGUUAACGUCACAAAAUGCGCGCCGUGUGGGCUCUAGCUGGGAUAUUGCUGAUGUUUGGACGGACGCGGGCCGUGCUAGACCUUCAGCAAGAUGUCACAAAUUGGUGUGAAUAUGACAAGGUACUCCAUGCACGGUUGGAUGUUGUAGAAAAGAAUAUCGAACAAACAGUGACUCACUUGGAGGCAGAAGUGUCUGAUCUGCUCAAGAUCAUCGAAACUUCCGACAUUUCUCUUGAGUUAGGGUCUCCAACCAUUAACAUUUUUGAAGGUUUGGUUUGAACAGCACGAUGCCUUUCUUCAUAAUGAAAAAAUCUACUUUGAACCAAAAAUUUAAUCAUACCACAGAAAUACUGUAUCAGCCAUUACCCACAAAUAUGUCAAGGAAAAUUCUCACAAAUGUAUUCUAACAAUGAGCUUUUUAUAAAUUGCAUU